Calypte anna (Anna's hummingbird) is the source of this 3147-nucleotide messenger RNA. It is a transcript of the gene LANCL1, whose product is annotated as LanC like 1. The transcript is spliced from 9 exons. Gene Ontology annotation, cellular component: plasma membrane. Lineage: Eukaryota; Metazoa; Chordata; Aves; Apodiformes; Trochilidae. The record is from RefSeq and is a predicted model, not a curated record. Bases 31 to 1233 code for a protein of 400 amino acids. Gene Ontology annotation, biological process: carbohydrate metabolic process; peptide modification.
GAGCCAAGUGAAGCGGGGACGGCGGCAACCAUGAUGGCGCAGCGGGCGAUACCUAACCCUUACGCGGACUACGACAAGUCCUUGGCUACCAGCUACUUCGAUGCCUCCGGAAGGCUGACCCCCGAAUUCACACAGCGGCUGAAUAACAAAAUCAGGGAGCUGCUGCAGCACAUGGAGAGGGGCCUCAAGUCUGCCGACCCUCAGGACUGCACCACUUACACAGGCUGGGCAGGCAUCGCUUUGCUGUAUUUGCACCUGUUUGAUGUAUAUGGAGACCCAGCCUACCUUCAGGUGGCCCACGAGUACAUGAAGAAGAGCCUGAGCUGUCUGACCAGACGAUCUGUCACUUUCUUGUGUGGAGAUGCUGGGCCCCUGGCAGUGGCUGCUGUCAUCUACCACAAACUGCAGAACCAGAAGCAGUCAGAAGACUGCAUCACUCGUUUGCUCCAUCUGCACAAGCUUGGCUCACGAGUGCCAGAUGAACUGCUCUAUGGGCGCAUGGGCUACCUCUAUGCACUGAUGUUUGUGAACAAGCACUUUGGAGAAGAAAAGAUCCCUCAAAGUCACAUUCAACAGGUCUGUGAAGCUGUUUUAGCCUCAGGAGAGAGCUUGGCUAAAAAGAGGAACUUUACAGCAAAAAGCCCACUGAUGUAUGAGUGGUACCAGGAGUAUUAUGUUGGGGCAGCCCAUGGUUUGGCUGGGAUUUACUACUACCUCAUGCAGUCUAGUCUUGGAGUGAGCCAAGUAAAACUGCACAACACAGUCAAACCCAGCGUGGACUAUGUCUGCCAGCUCAAGUUCCCAUCUGGCAAUUACCCUCCAUGCAUUGAUGACAACCGAGACCUGCUUGUCCACUGGUGCCAUGGGGCACCAGGUGUUAUCUACAUGCUUAUCCAGGCCUACAAGGUUUUUGGGGAGCAGCACUACCUAAAUGAUGCCCUGCAGUGUGCAGAAGUGAUCUGGCAGCACGGGUUGCUGAAGAAAGGCUACGGGUUAUGCCAUGGGACAGCUGGCAAUGCUUACAGCUUCCUAGCACUGUACAACCUCACUCAGAACAUGAAAUACCUGUACAGGGCUUGCAAGUUUGCAGAGUGGUGCUUAAGCUAUGGUCAACAUGGAUGCCGCACUCCAGACACUCCAUUCUCUCUCUUUGAAGGAAUGGCUGGAACAAUUUACUUUCUUGCUGACCUGCUGGUGCCAACCAAGGCCAAGUUCCCUGCGUUUGAACUCUAAUUCUGAGUUUGGAUAUUUCCUGCCUGAAUCCGUGCACUCAGUAAAGCAGCCCAAAGCUGCCUUCUCCUUCCUCCUGACUCACCGCUGUUCACCUCACUGAAUGUAAAUCCAUCAUCCUCCUGAGGGCAUGCUGAGUUCUUUAAUAUUUCCACUCAUCUCAUUGCAUUGUUUUGAUUUAAAAGACAGGAUGCAGAUUUUGCUGGUGUCUCUUAACAAGACAGGGCUGCAGAGGGAAAAUGUACAGUAUUUUGUGAGCUAUAAAAAUGGGAUAAAAGCUUUCUAUUGAAUGUCACUGGCCUUUUUUUUUUUUUUUCCUGACAAAUACUUGCAGGUGUUUAAUUGUCUUUGGAAAACAAAACAUUAAAAACUGAGGCUACUGCCCUGCAAGUUGCUUUGAAAUCUUUUCUUUCUGAGCACGCAGGGAGUAGGCAGUUCAGCAGCUGGGCUGCUCCAUCUAAAGUGAGCAUGUGGAGUCUUCAUAUAUGUUUUUUUUAAUGUCCCAGUGAAAAUGGCACGGCUGGAACUGACAUGCCAAAGCCUUGUUCUUGAUUUCCUCCUGCCUGCUUUAAAGGCAAAGGCUAUGUGUAGAUAUUUUGUGCAAUUUUUUUCCAGUGACAGACAAAUAAUCCGCUCACUUUUGUGCUUAUUUGCCAUCUUAUGCUUAACCUUGCAAAAGUCCAUUGCUCAUUUGAUGGAAAACUUAAGUCUCAGACUGAGUUAAGCUUGCUUGCUCAUGUGGUCUCUUCUGCUCAGUUUUGAAAUUUUAUUUUGCAGACUUUAUUUAAAACUAUAUAUGAAUUAUUAUAGGUGUUAGGUGGUGCUGGGCCUACUAGCAGCAGCAUGGGAAAAGAAAUUUAUUCCACUCAGCUCUGUCAGUGUUUAACCUAUUACCUGUAUACAUUUUGUUUACAUGCUUUGUUUUAUAAGCUUUCUUGAAUCUCCAUAAUUUGAGUCACUUAUUUGCCUUGUUACUGUUUAUUGUAGUUGGAUUUGCAACCAUGUAUCUACCCAACUGGAAAAUCUGCCCUAGGUUAAAUAGUUUUGACCUGUCAAGCAGAUUAGAUACUUGCAAGUGGUAAAUCUGCUUUUCCAUCCUUACCUGAUGCAACCCUAAUUUAAGGACCUGACCCUGCAAACCACUUACUUAGCACUGAGAACAAACUAAACACUGACCACAGUGAAGGUUACUGAUGCAUCCUUACCAUCUGGGGCUGUAUGAGGGCAGCUUCUCAGCCUGCAUGAGAACGGAUGGGAGUUUUGAUCUUCCAAGGGCCCAGUUGCUAAGAGCAGGUGGGUAGCUGCUCCUGCACCAGCCAUAGUGAAGCAGGAGAACCAAACCUGGCACACCAACCCAGCAAGCUCUCAUGUGCCUGAACACAAGGCAGCCUUGCACAGCACAAAGGCAUGGGCUGCUCCUGCAAAGAGCAGAAACCAUUCCUGGAAGGUUGCCUGCUUUCUCAGAGCCCAGCCUCCUCCUGCCAUCACACCAUCCUGGAAGUUCAUGAAGGGACAGCCCAAAGCACAGAGAAGCUCAUGUGCUUCAGGCUGAGCAUCCCUGUCAGAAGCCUCAAGCCUGGUGUUUGUCAUUCCUUAACAUUCACAGGGUAUAAACAGCACAGGGAGGUGACUGAAAAGGAGAAAGCACAGCCAUGACAGCAGAAUUUGACUGAUCAAACAGUUUUGAGGUGGGAUCCUGUAGGAUGUGAGGUUACCUCCCAGCAUUGGCUGGUGAGAUGGCAGUGGGAGGAUGCUGCUCUGAGCCUGAGCUUCUGGCACUGCUUCUGUAAAAGAGAUGGUUCUUGGAGCCUGGUGUCAUGGCAGCACCAUAUCCCAGGGUUCAUACAUGGAUCUGAGGAUCAUCGGGGGCUUGUGUACAACUGCUCUGUGGAGCACUGUUUAAUAAAAAUACUGAAA